UAUGGAAAGUAGAACGUUGUGAUUUGAGUGCGAAACGGUUGGGAAGAGACUGACAACGACGUACACAAUCUUUACUUCUGCAAAUGGCGGAGGAAAAAAUUAUCCAGUCCUCGGAAUAACUCUUCCUUCCCUUUCAAAAUUAUUCUUUUCAUGAACGACACGUUCUACAUCCUGUAGCCGGCAUUCCUUUCUUUAACCUCAGGUGUUUAGCUGAGGAAGGUCGGAUAGAGUCUUGGCCUGGCCUGGUUUCAUCUUCCUCUUUCCUCGCGACGGUUUCUUGCCGCCUCCUCCGUACCUUGCCUUUUGCUCUAGUGCGGAUCGUAGAUCUUGCGAAGAAUCAGCACUCUGCAAAAACGAAUUGUAAAAAUAGUCGAAGCAAAUCAGUAAAACAUAUUUGAAGAACAUCCAAACCGAAUUAGCGGAGGACGUCAUGACGAGUUCUGACAUUUUGUUUCGUCACCCAGUUAUGAAUCGGCCGUUGCACAGAUGCAACCGCCUCUAAGAUAGAAGUAGUCGACCGCUCGUGAAAAGUUUUUGGAAGAGCCAUGUGGAGCAAAACCAAACUACGCACCUUAUCAGCCAAGUAAUUGAUGUUAUACAACGACUUCCAGUAUCCCCCGACCAUUUGGAAAAAGACGACAGGAUUCAGACAAGCUUUGACGAUGUACGGAACUCUGAAGAAGUUAGACAAGCUCGAUUUCUUCUUUUUUGGCUUCAUUGCGGCGGCGACCGACUUUUUCACAGCCUUCUUGGCUGCCUUCUUCGUUGCCUUUGCAAUUUUUGGAACGUCCUCUUCUUCCUCGUCAUCUGUUUCUUCCUCGUCACUGCUUUCAAUUUCAAUUGCUACAGCACCUCCACGAAUGCGCAUUGCGAUAUCGAAACCGUUAUCUUUUAGAGUUGUAAGUCCUUGUUGUUGUGUGGGAAGGAUGACGUCGCUUCGUUCGCGGAAUGCGCUCACUUCUCCUAUGAACGCAACGAGAAUAAGUGCCGCGAGGACAAACAGAGAGAGUCUCGUUGUCCUCGUCAUUCUAAGUCUAGAUGAGUACAAACAAUCGUUUACUUUUUGGGUUUCUGUUUCCUGUUCGAUGCAAUCAGUGAACCGCGGUUCCCUGAUGCGAGAAAAUGAAGGAAUGGAAGAUGGGUAGCAUUGAAGGGUUGUUGUUGCUCUGCCAGUCCGGAGCGUCCGUGGGAUUGCUAUUUUCGAUCGAGUGGGAUGGGCGGUUUCCUCUUAACCUGAUGUUCGUACGUACUAUUCGUUGACGUACUACUCGUACCAUAGUUUUCUCAAGGUAUUCUCAAGGUAUGGCAUUCCGCGUGGAGAAUUGGUUCACGAGUUUCCACGACUCGAUCGAAACCCCUCGUGGUAGUAGUAUGAGUGGCUCGCUAACGCAAAUAGUUUCUACGGUGCAAAAACUAAGUGAGUGCCAGCAAGGUGGAACAAAGUACUGUUCUGAAAAGAAUUUAGAAGCAAGUCAACAAUAAGAACACUGUGGAUGUUUGUUUUUCUGAAAUAGGAAUGGGCGGAGGAAUUCAAUGAAUUGUUGUUGUGUAUGUUGGGUAGUAUUUUUGUUGUUGGUGCUGGUGUUCUUGUCUUUUGUAGUAAGGAGGAGAAGAGCAGGUAUUCUUAGUACUACUAGUAGUACUGGUCGUGCAAGAAACAGGAGACCACCACUGCUGGGACAAGGAGUAGUACUAGUUCCUCUAGUAGUACUAGUAGUACUAGUAGUAGUAGUACUUAUACUACUACUAGUAGGCCAACUCUUGAAACAAGCACAACAUAAAUCCAAUUACUUGUGUGAGACCAAGAAGUUGAAGCCAACACAUUUUCCAAAGAUCUUGCCUGUAAUCUGUGAACAGCAGUUCUUGCAUAGGCAAUAUUACUAAUUGGGAAUUGAGUUAAAUGUAUUGUUCCCUUGUGACUCAUUUUGGACUGGGUUUGAUGGGUGGUUUUUGAUCAUUCAUGUUCUUGCAGAUAUCAAAAUGUAUACUACUAGUAGCUGUUGUUGCAAAAGUUUUGAGAAGCUAAAUUGAUUGCUUUUUUAGUCUCCUUCUUCAAGGACACCCCCUCUAUCCAUUCAAGUUUCUCAGCAUGUACAUAUCAAACAAAAUAUCCAUCAAUGUUGAUAAUUUCACAAUCCUGGUGCCCAUUUUUCAAUUUGGCAGACUGGAAUGUACAUAUGACUCUCUACUUAUCAUUUUUCAAGAAUGUGUAUGGUGUUGUUAUCAAUUAUGACGACAGGUCUAGCUACUACUAGUACUACCAAGAACAUAAAAUUUAAGCAUGGUAUCUAUCCUUUUGUUUCCCCCACAACAAUGUCAUCAGCAUCUGAUUUGGCAGUUAGUACUAGUAGUAAGCAGCAGUAUUUCUGAAAAUCUGGCAUGUCUCUGUAUUUUCUUGUUCUGUCACUCUACAGAUUUGUGUUUUAGGCCUUCUUGAUGACAAUAGUAGUGUGAUCUGGUAAUCUGCCAGCAUUCAUAUUUUUGGAAUGUGUUGUUUUGAGAAACUCAGAAGAUAUGCCAUCAUCCAUUGUGCACUUCUUGUCUGCACUGCUGCUGUAUGUUUAGAAAGGUGUUGCUUGUUGUAGAGGUCCAGUUAAGUCAAAACAAUAGGAUGGGACAGUCAUUGGUCUGGUGGAUGUGGUGAAGUCCAGAUCCAAUUGUCAUUAGACAGCCAAAUAUUCCAUACUCGAUGGGUAAUACAAGGAGGAUGCCAAGUGCCAAGUCAAUGAGCCAUGUUGAGAAUCCUAGUGGUGAUAGGACCAUGAGAAAUACUUUGAAGGAGUUUAGCAAAGGGAUUUCAGCUUCUCCAUUCAGGAUUUGACUGGUGUUAUGGACGAUAUGUAGUGGAAGGAUGGUAUGAUGCCAAACAGUGGUGGGAGAAGAGACUGGGAGGCAGUGUGUUUGUACAAGGAAGACACAAUUUGUCGAGCCAUUGAACCUUGAGAUUCAUUCAGACAAAAUUAAUCUGGUGGAGUGCAUGUAGGUUAGCUUUUGAAAUCUUGAGGGUGAGUCUGGCAAGUGCAAGGUCCAAAAUUGUGUUAUGACCACACCUGAGUGGGAGUAUAAAACCUGUAUUAUCAACAGUGAUAGUGCCGCUGAUAGUGGUAAGAAGAUAUCUGCAGCAUAACCACAAAGGGAAAGAUGUGAGAAAGAUAUUUCUGUUCAAACUUGAGCAGAAAACAAGAAGGACUGGGGGAACAGAUACUCAAUUUCUGGGUGCAACACUGUUUCAUAAAGCAUUCAUGCUGUAGGUUGAUUUGGGGUGCAUAGCAGGAUGGCAGAGCAAAUUGAGUCUGCUACAGAAAGUAGUGCAGACAACUGAGCUGAAUAUGAUCCGCAUGGUGAUUUAUGGCAGGGAAGAUUCUUAAAUGGGGUGAAAAUGUUCUUUGCAGCAAUUUGCACUGGUUUUCCAUGAGGAUCAGUCAAGAAGAUAUCACCUGUGGUGUGAGGAAGCACUCAAGGGAGAAGAUCAGUAUCAAAAUCAAGGUGGAAAGUGAAAUCAUGGUACAAUUGGCUGGCACCACUUGUUUGCUGGCCAUCUUUCACUUCAGUGGAUCACUCAGCCUGAUCUUCAUUCUAGGUCUCAUUCUCCAAUUGUGCUGGGGAGAUAUUUGGUGAGUUCUUUUUCAACUCCUACAUGUCAUUGAGGGAAUGUUUAAAUAAUGACCUUCACAGACACAUCCUUUCUCUGAAACAAGCACUGCAACAACAAUGGAUAACAACAAAAAUCUACAACUAGUUACCUCUGCUCUACAAAUAUAUUCAAUCACUUUGAUGAACUAUCAAAGCUGCUAUUACAACAAGAAGGGUAAAGUGUUGGAUUGAACAACUAGUUCUGACUGCUCUCAGGUUUGUCAUUUUGAGUCACAAUUUGAUACUAGUUAUUGGUAAUAUAGCAAGAAAUUUGUGCUUUUUUGACAUCCAACAGAGGCACACACUACCACAUUGAUACCAUUGACAGCAUUUUACAUUCAAUGCUACUAUGCAUUCCCAGUUGUGCCUCCACCACCACUCCUCUGAAGGAGGUUCCACCACUUGAAGCAAAUAGCAGCAUACAUCUCCAGGAUCAUGGCUCUGGAAGCUUUUGUGCCUCUCUUAAUUCACAAGGCUAAACAUCAUAAUAUUAAAAUUAAAUAAAAAUUUCAGCAUUGCAAUUCCACGCUAGAAUUUGUAAAAAGCACACAAAGGCCCCUGUGAUUAUUGACUUUUUGCUACCUAUGAAGAGCCCUUCAGAUAAGAAUACUAGGUGAACCAAAAGUAGUAGCAAUAGCACAAGAAGUAAGAAAGACAAAACAGAAACUCAACUGUUUCUAUGCUUCAAGUUUUUUCAUUUGCAGCACAGUGAGGUUAAAAAAUCCUUAACUUUAGUGAAGCAAGAAGAUCAAUUUGAUCACCUGCUUUGUGGUUUGAAAAGUGGCAACAGAACUAGCUUAUUUUCCCCACAUUUCCUAAUAGUCUUGAUCGGUCACUUAAAUGUGUAUCAAACAAUUGAAAAGCUACAGGUACAUUUUCACUUCAUUCAAAUGCUCUGUCCAAAGUCUAAGAUAAAGUGUGAGACAAUACAACCAAAAUUCAACACUACCUUUUCUUUAAUUAUUCUACUGGCUUUCAGCUAUUCGUUGUUACCACCAACUAAAAAUUCCGGCAAUUUUCUUUUAUUUUUCUGCUGCCCUUACAAUCUGCUUCGCAAUAUCGACUGUAGUAUUGAACAUAGGGAUUUGAGCGUCCGCCAAAUCUAAUUCUUCUAUUUUUUUUCCAUCAUGAUAGGAUUCGACAUAAGCGUCGCAAAAGGCGACGAGACUAUUUUCAAUUGCAGCCAUUUUCAUUUCUCCACCGUGUUCGACUAGAUUCAAGACAACCACUUCCAUUCUAUACAGUAUCUCCAGGGAUCCACUGCUAAGACACGUAUCCAUACGCUCUUUGAAGUUCGAGAUUGUAAUCAAUGUUUUUGCAACGUUUGGAUACCCUGUCGCCAUCGCAAGACAGCCUGCUGCUGCUCUGGCGCAUUCGUAAUUUUCUUCGUAGUCCGAUGCCAGAGCCAAAAACAAGCGUAGCUCAUCUACAUCUUCAAGAAGUUUCAUAAAUUGCUCAUUCCCAACCAUAUUGCAAGCGCAUUCCGUUGCAGCCCUCUGUACCAUAGGAUGGUCUGAGAACAUGCAAAAUUUCACUGCGUGAAUACCCUUCUCGGAAGCGAGUUUAUUUUUCGUACUAUCACUCAAAGAGGCUAUGUUUGUCAGCGACAUGAGUGCUUCGAACUUUUGUAAGUCGUUUGAUUCCACUUCUCGCACAAGUUGAAUAAGAGGUUUGAUGGCACCCAUACUUUGCGCAGAGGUCAACAAAUUUGGGUUUGUUGUUACAAGCAAUUUUGCCAUACAGUGACGAAUAUUCCGAACAAUUUUCUUCCGAAUAUCACUUGGAUUCUUCUCAUCUUUCUCCAACUUGAUGAGGGCUGAAAGCACACCUUGUUGAAUCAUUGUCCCACGCACAGAUUGUACAUUGGCCAUACGAUUCAAUGCCAGAACAAUCUGUUCUAAUGACCGGUCGCUGGAACCUUCGGCUAAUUGAACCAAAGCCCGAGGAACACCAGCAUUUGUCAUUUUGACAACUCGUUCAGCGCAUUGAUCGUCAUUAUCGUCUUUCAACUCAUCAUCGCUUUUAUCCAUUUCCUUCGCUUCCUCAGUUUUUUGCAUUUUUUGUAUUUCAUCGUAUUCCUCCAUACUUAUUUCUUUCCCCUCAAAUGCCUCUUUCCGGAGUGUCAAAGGAGUGACGGCCAUUAAUUGAAAAAUUGAAGCAAUUCCAAAGGCUGAAACGGUUUCGCCGGAACCACUAUCUUCUGAUAUUUUGACCAGCAGUUCUAUGGCGCUAUACUUAGAUUUUGGAGAGGACUUGAACCCAUGGGCAACUUCCUCCUUGAUAAUCGUUUUCGUAAUCAGAUACGCCAUAGCUUCAACACCUCUUUCGACAGAAGACUUGGCGCCAGAACUUGUAGGAAUAUUUGCAAGGGCUUCUGUUUUACUUUUACUUUUCUCUCUUUCCUUCGACGCUGCAUUUGUCUCUUCCCAGUCUUCCAGCAUGAAACAAGCUGCUUCCAAUAAACCCAUCACUUCGAAAUCCUCCGUCUGAUCUUCACCCAAACCUAGUUUGGUAACUGCAGAUGCUGCUGCGGUUCGAACGUUCCGAUCCUCAUGAGUUACUAAGGCUUUCAUAGAAUCGUUAUCAAGAUACACUGCUACCAUCUGUCGGGUCUCCUUCACCGAUGCAGCGCCCGACAGUAACUCCGCAACAAUCCUCAAAGCAUUGAUAUCGCUUGAUUCAACCAAGAUAUUCAAAUCAUUACUACAUCCAGGCCAUCCACUACCCAUUGACCACCCACCUACUUCACCAUUUGCCAUAAGUAAUGCUGUUGCCAGCUCCGCCCGUUGUUUCAAGACUUCCAAAGAGACUUCUACGAUUGGCUCAUUUUUGUCUUCAUCUACGUCUUCAACUUUACCAAUUUCAACUUCUUCGUCAUCAUCGAUCUCUUCAAUGAUCGGACCCAAGCGAGGUUCCUCUCCUCCCUCUUCAUUAGAAUCUUUGUUUGUUUUGACAGAACCUAAUAUGGGUCUGGCAACGUCUUUCAUCUUGUCCUCGUCAGCAAGGCAUUCCAAAACCUUGCCUAGAACCGCUGUGAUUUCUCGUCGCAGAUUGGCAUCCUCGCAUUCUACAGCAAAGUUUAGUAAUGCUUGAAGACCACCAUUUUGGCAAAAUAAGGUUGAUCGUUCAAAUGCCCACGCCUCGUUGCGGGUAUUAAUGCGAUGCAAACGUUGUUUAUAAGCGGAGAAUUCCCUCGGUUUGAGCUGAUGCAUCUCAUACUUUGUGAGCGUAACUGGUAGAUCACUUGACAUUCCAUCACUGAGUGAGGCUCGAAUAGCCAUUUCACGAUUCUUACCAGCCGUCCAUGAAGACAGGACAUCGACAGCUGCUCGAACGAUAGCUGCAUCUUUCGAUUUGAAGGCAGAAAUCAUGCUUUGAAUUAGCGGAUCGUACAAAAGAUGGGUCUUGCCGUCAAUGUCUUUCUCCGGGUCAUCACGGUCUAAAUGAAGAAUGAGUCGGAUAAAAAUGGUGAAAGCGCUUGAAGCGAUUUGAUCAUUGAUACAGUCUACAGCGCAGGCCUUCAUGAUAAGAUCGGAAAGCAUCUUUUGAACGUCGGAAUCAUUCAAGAAAGUCCGGCAGAAUAGAGGGUAUGAUCCAGCGCAAGAUAUACACUGCAAUGAAAUUUUUCGAAUUUUGUGGAAAUCUUCGUUCGUUGCGACUCUCUCUUUGUCUUCGUUCUCGGCAGCGUUGACGAUGCCUAUUAACAAAUCUACCCCACCUCG
Messenger RNA from Pseudo-nitzschia multistriata, 7355 nucleotides. NCBI's taxonomy places the organism in Eukaryota, Bacillariophyta, Bacillariophyceae, Bacillariales, Bacillariaceae. The record is from the annotation of a GenBank genome assembly.